GGGUAAGAAGAGCACGCCGAACUUCUUCAGUGCUUGUUAACAUCUCCUAAAGAAGAGGCUUCUACUGAGCUAUUAUCGAAUUUAAAAGAUAGCAAAUAUUAUAAGAAACAAAGCACCAUGGCUCCACGCUCGCAAUUGGAGAUCGCUACGUCAUCUGUCUUGCGUCUGGUGAAAGAAGAAGCAUCCUACCACCGCGAAUCGCAGGAACAGGCAGAGCGCAUUAAGAAACUAGAGAGUCAACAGGGCGGCGAUGACGAGAACAAAGAGUAUAUGUUGAGGCAGGAGCGUCUUGCACUUGAAGAAACAAAGAAGGUCCUCCCAAGCCUAAAACAGAAGCUUGAAGAGUCGAUAGUGAAGCUUCAGGGUCUCCUGACCGAGGAGGGCAACAAAGGGCCCGAGAGCAACGUCGAGCAAAUCAAUGCUGCCAAGGAUGCUAUUUCAAAGGCCAGAACGGCUGAGCGAGAGAUCGCUUGAGGACCACCAGCUGAGGAGGUCAAUUGGACAUCAGUGCAAAAUAUGCUACCAUGCUAAAGAUACAACCACCUAAUAUCACAAAUGAAAAGAAGAUUAUAA
Molecule: messenger RNA, 573 nt
Organism: Aspergillus caelatus
Lineage: Eukaryota; Fungi; Ascomycota; Eurotiomycetes; Eurotiales; Aspergillaceae
Product: putative tubulin-specific chaperone Rbl2
Exons: 4
Coding region: 118-474 (118 amino acids)
Biological process (GO): tubulin complex assembly; post-chaperonin tubulin folding pathway
Cellular component (GO): cytosol; microtubule cytoskeleton
Molecular function (GO): beta-tubulin binding
Source: RefSeq, a predicted model, not a curated record